This is a messenger RNA of Nerophis lumbriciformis (worm pipefish), 1533 nucleotides long. Lineage: Eukaryota; Metazoa; Chordata; Actinopteri; Syngnathiformes; Syngnathidae. The record is from RefSeq and is a predicted model, not a curated record.
AUGAACACUGAGGUGGACAUGAAGGACGUGGAGCUCAACGAGCUGGACCCUGAAAAGCAGCCCAUGACUGGUGACGGGCAGACUGCCGGUGGCGAAAAAAACGGCAACCUUAAAACCAAGGGUUCUGAUGAAGAAGUGGCGUUCACUGGCCUGUCCAAAGAAGAACUUAUGAAAGUUGCUGGUACUCCAGGAUGGGUAAGAACCCGUUGGGUGCUGCUUAUCCUCUUCUGGCUGGGCUGGUUGGGCAUGCUAGCAGGAGCUAUCGCCAUUAUUGUCAACGCGCCGCGCUGCAAACCUAUCCCGGAAAUGAAGUGGUGGAAUAACGGACCUCUGUACCAGAUCGGUGACGCUGAAGCUUUCGCUGAUGGAUUGGCAGGUGUUGAGAAAAAACUGGACAACAUCAACCAGCUUAAAGUCAAAGGUUUGGUUCUUGGGCCUUUUCACACCGUGCAGGCGGACCAGCCUAGCACUCUCAACCUGAAGCAGAUCGACCCGACUCUGGGGAGCAAGGAAGACUUAAAGGCGGUGCUGGAGAAGGCUCACAAGAAGGGCAUUUCUGUGGUGCUUGACCUGACUCCGAACUACUUAGGAUCGUCGCCAUGGUUCGGCACCGCCGAUCUCAACGAUGUGUUGGCCAGCGUUCAGGACGCGGCGAAGCACUGGCUCGACCUGGGCGUCGACGGAAUCAAACUCUCCGACAUCGGCACGGCCAACUCGGCGGACUUGACUCCGCUGCUAGAUGUGCUUAAGGGGAAUGACACUGAAGAUGAAGCUGUGAAAAAGAUGCUGAUGGGUGUAGCUGAAGGCUUUUCAGCCGCGGAGAUCUCCCAGCUGCUCAACACCUCAGGCGUCGACCUGAUGCUGUCCGACCUGCUCGACACCAACCUUCAAGGUGCGCAGCGUAUCGACGCCGUAAACACCCUGCACACGGAGCAGAGACGUCUGGGUUGGGGGCUCGGUGCCGCCAGGCGGCUACAGCUAGCAAAACUGGCAGUGUCUCGGGCUCUUAUCCGACUCUAUCAGCUAUUGCUCUUCACCAUGCCCGGAACGCCCGUUUUUAACUACGGUGAUGAGAUCGGCCUUCAGAUGCAGGAUGAAAAACCUCCCAAAAUGAUUUGGGAUCUCGAGAAGGACUCCAAAGCCGACGAAGCCGCCGUCAACGCUACGACAGAGGCUGACCGCGAGGAAUACUCGGCGGUCAGGAUGUGGUUCAAAUCCCUGAGCGACCUGCGGGGCAAAGAGCGUUCCCUCCUCCACGGCGACUACUAUCCGCUCCAGUCGUCCGUCUCGACGCUCGCUUUCCUGCGACUGUGGGACCAGAGCGAAAGAUUCGUCACGGCGGUCAACUGGGGUCAAGUGGAGGAGACGCUUCAGCUCAAGCUAGCACCCACAGAAGAAGUCAAGUUACCAAAAUCCGCUACAGUUAAGUUGUCCACUGAUCCAGCAAUGGAGGUUGAAUCCACAGUGGACUUGGACAAAGUCACUCUAGGACCAGGACAAGGUGUCCUCUUGCAGUUUCCCUACAAGGGCUGA